AAAAGAAUCGCGUCAAAGUUCAGGAAAUUCGAAUCGUGAAAGGGUGAGAUCAAGAAGAACCUUGUAAAAAUGAGACAAUUUCGUGUAGAAAAAUGGGCAUUCCACUUUCAGGGGGUCCAAAAAGAGCCCACGGAAGUUGAUCUUUAUCAGUCGGGCCGCCAGGGGUUGGUAAGAUAAUCUAUAGAAACGACGCAGUUGUUGAAAAAGGCUCUGAGUUGGGAGUUGGAACAGCCGUCUCCUCCAUUUUUCAAGGAGUUCUGCAGAAAUAAAUCUGUAUCUGCAAAAUCCUCGCAGUCGAAUCGCUCGAGUUUUCGAUCAGCAAAUCGAAUAAGAGGUAGAACAAAAUGGGAGUAGCUGCGAAAAUCGCACCGUCAAUGCUAUCCUCCGAUUUUGCCAAUUUAGCUUCGGAGGCCGAUCGAAUGCUUAAACUUGGCGCGGAUUGGCUUCACAUGGAUAUUAUGGAUGGGCAUUUUGUUCCAAAUCUGACAAUUGGUGCUCCAGUCAUCGAGAGUUUGAGAAAACACACGAAGGCAUAUCUAGAUUGCCACCUUAUGGUUACGAAUCCACUUGAUUACGUUGAACCCAUGGCAAAAGCUGGUGCAUCAGGUUUUACAUUUCAUGUUGAAGUAUCCAAAGACAAUUGGCAACAACUAAUCCAAGAAAUUAAGUCAAAGGGCAUGAAGUCUGGGGUGGCGCUAAAACCUAAAACACCCAUUGAAGAAGUUUAUCCUCUGGUAGAAAGUGACAAUCCUGUAGAAAUGGUCCUUGUUAUGACAGUUGAACCUGGCUUUGGUGGGCAGAAGUUCAUGCCAGAGACGAUGGAUAAGGUGCGGAAAUUAAGACAGAAGUACCCAUCUCUUGACAUUGAGGUGGAUGGCGGAUUGGGACCUUCAACCAUAGAUGCAGCAGCUUCUGCUGGGGCGAAUUGCAUUGUUGCAGGAAGUUCUGUGUUCGGAGCUCCCGAGCCUUCCAAAGUUAUCUCCAUUCUGAGGAAAAGUGUUGAGGAGGCCCAACAAAAUUGUUGAUCUUGUUACAAGCUUCGAGAAUCCUCCAUCAAAACUUGGUUUACACUUCUGAGACCCAUGACAUAUUUUUAGAUGAACAGAAGUUGAUUUGAUUUAGGUGGUUUCAGUAUAAUCUGAGCUACCGUAUGGUCCGUGAGCCCUCAAUAAAAUCUCUAAUAGAAGUAGAGGGUGAACAAGUUGAUUUAUAUUUUGUAAUUUUUUUUUUCUUUUAACAGAAAACUUCCAUGUAUAAUUGCUUUGCAAUAAGAUGAUGAACAAAUAAAUUACAGAGUUUGAAAAGAGAGACCUACUUUCAUAUUAAACAGUAGAUGUUAAUGACUCAA
Molecule: messenger RNA, 1348 nt
Organism: Momordica charantia (bitter melon)
Lineage: Eukaryota; Viridiplantae; Streptophyta; Magnoliopsida; Cucurbitales; Cucurbitaceae
Product: Aldolase-type TIM barrel family protein
Biological process (GO): carbohydrate metabolic process; pentose-phosphate shunt
Molecular function (GO): D-ribulose-phosphate 3-epimerase activity
Source: RefSeq, a predicted model, not a curated record